GUUCCGGUUGCAGCGGCGGGUGACGGCGCGGGAGCUGUGCGAGAACGAUGACCUGGCCACGAGCCUCGUGCUGGACUCGGUGCUCGGCUUCCGCACGCACAAGAUGGGCGUGAGCCCCCUUCCCGCGCUGCGCCGCCCCCACCUCCUUCGCGCCGCCGUGGACUCGUUCCGGCGCCGCCGGGACCCGGAAGCCGCGUGGCGCGCGCUGAGCGCGGCCUGGGCGGGGCCCUACUUCCGGCAGCGACGCCCCGCCCAGAGGGCGGCCCUCAAGAGCCACCUGCUGCGGUACCUGCGGGUGCUGCUGCCCGAGAGCGGGGUCUGCAUCCAGCGCUGCUGGCGCUACUCAAGCGAGAGCAACGGCGCCCGCGUCGUCUCCACCCGCGCCUGGUACGGCCCCAGAGACACCCCAUAG
Molecule: messenger RNA, 412 nt
Organism: Pezoporus occidentalis (night parrot)
Lineage: Eukaryota; Metazoa; Chordata; Aves; Psittaciformes; Psittacidae
Gene: KMT5C
Product: lysine methyltransferase 5C
Exons: 3
Coding region: 104-412 (102 amino acids)
Cellular component (GO): nucleus
Molecular function (GO): histone H4K20 methyltransferase activity
Source: RefSeq, a predicted model, not a curated record